UAUAAUAAACAAGCAACAAAACUGAAACAAAGCAAUAGUCUUAAGAGUACAAAAAUGGAUUCCAAUUCCAUUAAUGAAAUCAAUGAAGAAGAUGAAGCACACCUUAAUGCGAUGCUAUUCUCUGCCUCUCACAUCUUUCCUAUGGUGUUUAGGGCAGCUAUCCAACUUAACAUCUUCGGUAUUAUAGCCAAAGCAGGACCAAAUGCUUAUCUUUCUGCAACUGAUAUUGCUUUUCACCUUCCAACACAGAACCCUGAAGCUCCUUCUAUGCUUGACCGGAUGCUUCUUCUCUUUGCCAGCCACUCUCUUCUUUCUCAAUCUAAGCGAACCCUAGAAGAUGGUCAAGUUGAAACACUUUAUGGGUUAACACCAACUUCCAAAUUCUUUGUUCCUUGUAGUGAAGAAGAAGGAGGUUCUCUUGCUCCCUUAUCUGCACUUUCUACUCACAAAGUCGCCAUGGAGGUCUGGUUAAAUUUGAAGGAUGCAAUUCUUGAAGGUGGAAGUAUGUUCAAAAGAGUUCAUGGGAUGUCUUUAUUUGAGUACAUGAAUGAAGACCAAGCAUUUAACAAGAUUUUCAAUGAUGCAAUGGCUGGUCUUUCUCCUCUCAUUAUGAAUGCAAUUUUUCAGAGAUACAAAGGAUUUGAAGGGCUCAAUUCAUUGGUUGAUGUUGGUGGUGGUACUGGAAAGGUUCUCAAUAUGAUUAUCUCUAAGUAUCCUUCCAUCAAAGGCAUUAACUAUGAUCUGCCUCAUGUUACCCUAACUGCACCACCUUACCCUGGCAUUCAACAUAUUGGAGGUAAUAUGCUAACGAGUGUUCCGCAAGGAGAUGCAGUUAUGAUAAAGGAUACAUGUCACAAUUGGAGUGAUGAAAAUGUGAUAAAAGUGUUGAAGAAUGUAUAUGAAGUGCUGCCCAAAAAUGGGAAACUUAUAAUUAUAAAUGCAAUAUUGCCAGAAGAACCAGACACAACGAAAGCCUCUCAGUAUGUUUUAAGCCUUAACAACACAAUGUUAAUGCAGCCUGGAGGCAAAGAAAGAACUGCAAAACAAUUUGAGAGCUUCACCAAGGCUGCUGGUUUCUCCAAUUUUAAUGUUGCUUGUGUUGCUCGAGGUAUAUGGGCUGUCAUGGAAUCCUGUAAGUAAUUAAUUAUUUAAUUAUAUCAUCAUUAAGCCUUCAACCAUAAUUAUAUAUGUUUUAAGGUUGAUUUAUGAUUUUUUCUUGUGGGUUUGUUGUGAUGUUUCAAGUAUAAAUUUCAAUUAUGUUUGGAA
Molecule: messenger RNA, 1266 nt
Organism: Jatropha curcas
Lineage: Eukaryota; Viridiplantae; Streptophyta; Magnoliopsida; Malpighiales; Euphorbiaceae
Product: caffeic acid 3-O-methyltransferase
Molecular function (GO): protein dimerization activity; O-methyltransferase activity
Source: RefSeq, a predicted model, not a curated record